UUAUCGAGCUUUUUAUUUGUUUGAACGUUUUGCUGGGGCUUCAAAUUUUGGGUUACCAUCGCACUUUGUUUAGCCGUGUGAUAAUUUACCAAUAUUCAUGAUGAUUCUGCACUUUACUCAUACUAUAUAAUACAUUCCGACAGUAUUCUGCCUGACAGUCAACAUUACAGUUAGCUAUAGUUAAGAUCAAGUCGCAAAAAAAUGUGCAAAAACGGCAAGUUUACGGUAAAAACCAAUGAAACCGGCAAGGUAUUCAUUGUAACCGGUUCCAAUACGGGAAUUGGUAAGGAGACAGUCUGGGAGCUGGCACGGCGUGGAGCCACCGUCUAUAUGGCUUGUCGGGACAAAGUCCGGGCGGAAGAGGCACGACGUGAAAUUAUUGAGGAUACCAAGAAUCAAAAUAUCUUUUUCAUUGAGCUUGACUUGUCAUCUUUGGAUUCCGUGCGCAAAUUUGUCGAAGUCUAUAAACAAAAAGAAGAUCGACUGGAUGUUUUGAUUAAUAAUGCUGGCGUAAUGCUCGGACCUCGCAGAUUGACUAAAGAAGGAUUCGAAUGGCAGCUUGGUGUUAAUCAUAUGGGCCCAUUUUUACUAACUAUUCUAUUACUGGAUCUUCUGAAGAAAUCCGCACCCAGUCGUAUUGUGAAUGUCUCCAGCGUAUCGCACAGCUAUGGAGAUCUUAACAUAAAAGAUUUAAAUAGUGAGAAAUCCUACAGUGAGGUCGGUGCCUAUAAUCAGAGCAAGUUGGCGAAUGUGUUAUUUACACGCGAGUUGGCAGCACGCUUGGAAGGAACUGGAGUAACGGUCAAUGCCUUGCAUCCCGGUGUUGUUGAUACCGAUAUUACAAGGAAUAUCAUAUUCUUAAAAAUCAAUUUUGGAAAAGGUGUGAAGUACAUGGCAAAGCCAUUCAUAAAGAGUGCUAAGAGCGGUGCCCAAACUACUUUGUAUGCAGCUCUUCAUCCGGAUCUGGAACGUGUAACUGGCUUAUAUUUUGUCGAUUGCAAGCCGAAGAAUGUAUCCAAGGCUGCCACAAAUGAGGAAACUGCUAAAUUUCUUUGGACAGAGAGUGAAAAGUGGACAGGUGCACCAACUGUUCCAUUAAAUUAACUUGAAUUGAGUUUUGUAGUUGCCGACAAAGUUUUAUUUGUAAUCGAUCACUUCAACAGUAUGUGACGAUCAA
Drosophila sulfurigaster albostrigata is the source of this 1177-nucleotide messenger RNA. Its product is annotated as retinol dehydrogenase 12-like. The transcript has 5 exons. The coding region runs from base 202 to 1104 and encodes 300 amino acids. The record is from RefSeq and is a predicted model, not a curated record. Lineage: Eukaryota; Metazoa; Arthropoda; Insecta; Diptera; Drosophilidae.